AUGGAGUAAUUUUUAAAUGUAUAUAAAGAAUUGAAAAAGAUGGUCAAGAUGAGUAGUUUCUAUCAGGCUUAGAAGAAGGAGUAGAAGAGUAAUGGGAAACAGUAAAAGAUCAGUCAGAAGUCGAAGAAAAUAAAGGAGGCGCCGCUGGCUUCUAGGGAGGAGUUGAUGCAGAAGUUGAAGAAUAAGAUAGAUAGUUUGAAGGCGGACAGAACUACGAAGAAGGAUUAUGUGCCGGAGAGGAAGUAGAGAUAAUAAAAAAAGAAAUGAAUAUAUUAUAAUAUCGAAAUGGAAAAAUAAUAUAUUUGUUAAAUAAUUAAUGUAAAAAGUAGCAUUGGCUUUGUAUGAGUACAUUCAUAAGAAGUACGUAGCCAAGAUGAUCCGUAGAUCAGAUGAUUUGUAUUCACGCCAGGUACGUGAGCCAUUUGAUUGCUUAGAUAGAAUUCGACAUGGGAGAAGCAGUUAAUUUGAAGGGGAUCCCUUCAGCUGAGCUAAGCAAUGGUAUUCGCUCAUAUUUAUCCUACCCACAAAUGUUCCGUGAGUACGCUAAUAGACCUGGGAAUUGGAUUUUCAUAAUAAUUAAUAUCAUUUGUCUAUCAAUAAUCGAUUUACAUGGUGAAGACUUUUCUCUUUUUUAUUAGUUUGUAAUUCCUUUAUUAACAGGCAUUGCUGCAUUUCUCGUAAAGAUGAUUUAUUAUCAAUAUAUCAAAUACUAAUAGGAUGAACUUGUUAAUAAGAGGAAAGUGACUAUUUUUAAGAGAUUAAAAAAAGGGUGUGCUGUCAAAAAACCUAAAUAAGAAAAAGCGUUGCAGGAGGGGGAGAACAAAAAUAAUAAUCCUCCUAAAAAUGAGAUCGUUCUGCUUUCAGCCCCUCGCAAACAAGACAUGUACAAACCCAUGAUAAUAUCCUCAUUCCGAGAGGACAAGAAGAUGGUACUAUCCCCUCCGCUUCAAACGGAACAGAAAGUUCCAAUAUUCGAGACUGUGUACUGGGAUCAAGUUGAAGUCGGAGAUAUAAUAUUUUUGUAAAGGAACGAAAUUUGUCCAGCUGACAUUCUGAUUUUGGAGUCCAAUUUAGAUCAUUGUUUUGCAGACGUCACAAGUUUCAGUGGGAACACAAAUUAGAUUCAAAAGCAACCAAACAUUCUAACAGCGAUGUCAAGAGUCCAUCAAUUCAAGAACAAUUGCUUCGAAUAUCGUUUGUUGUUGAGUGGGAAGGUGAAUUACGAUCGACAAUCAAGUGACAAAUCUCUUUACUCAGGUUUUGUGAGAUUGAAGAAUGACCCUCAAGCUAUAGACAUAAAAAAGGAGAACAUCCUAUUCCGAGAGCAAUUGCUCUUGAAUUGUGAUUACAUCUACGGUUUAGUGCUGUAUGCUGGCAUGUCUUCUCGUUAUUAUUACAACCAACCAAAGAACAGAAUAAACAAUUCCUUCUUCUACACAAAGAUAGAUCGUUUCUUUUAAUUUACUCUGAUCCUCUUGAUAGUGUUGUCAUUUGCCUCUUGGAUGGCAGAAUCUCUGCGUUACAUCUCCUAUGGGAGAGGAUGGAGUCUGCAAACUUUGGCUAAAUACUUGCUGGGAUACUUGAACAUGAUUCCCUAUUAUCUGCACUCCAUCAUUGACUGUUAGACUCUCAUUUCGAUGAUCAUAAAGAGUCAUCAAUUCAAAUCCAGCACUAAAGAAGAAACCAUUAAAGACAAAGACACUCCCUUCCAAUUGCAGUCCUUCUAUUCCAGAAUCAAUGACACUCCCUUGGCUGAUUUGAGUCUUGUUGACAGUGUGAUUUUUGAUAAGACUGGCACAAUGACCAUACCCUAAUUUAAAUUGAAAAUGAUCUCAAUCAACGACCAAAUCUACAACAUCAACAGCAAAACCUUUGUGAAUAAGACCAAUUGGAAAUCCAUUCAAAAAUAGCAACAAGAUCAUUACGAAAUCCAACAGUACUUCUUAAAAGACACCCAAUCUCCUGUCAAAGUGGCAUCCUAAGUCAAGAUAUCUCCUUCUCCAAAAUAAAUGAAUGGCAGUACCAAGCGUUCUUCAAUCAAACCAAUCAAACCAGAAGAGUACAUUCCACCUUCCAAUAGUGAAACCAAUAAUAACGAUUAAGCCAAUUUUGAUCCUGAGGAGAUGGUGGAUGACCAUACCAAAUUAAAAGAAAUCCAUAAAAGCAAGCAACCCAAACUCUUCCAAGACUCCUGGGGUUCCAACACAGAUAUCGUCAAUGCCAACAACAACAAUCCCCCCAGUCAGAACAAUCAGUAGAAUUCUUCUUAAUAGAAUGAGAUCAAAAGACAGACCUUUGUUGGAGGAGUGACCAUUCGACGAAAACAAAGUAUUAAGUUGGAUAGAUCGGAUAAGUAGCAACGCAGGAUGCAACUCGAGAAGUCAAUGGUGUUCACCAAGUUUCUUUCGGAUGAAGGUGUUAAGGCAUCAUUUGAGAGAUUGAGUGAUGACCAAAAGAAUCUGGAUGAGAAGGAUCUCUUUAAUCGCCUGAUUGCUUCAGAGACCAAGAAGUAAACUGAAGAAGGCAUCUUUAUCUUGAUGAUCUGUCACAACACUUCCUCCUCUUUUAAUAAGACUGAGGAUCUGUUUAAACAUGAAUUCUCAUCGAAUGUGGACAAUCUGCAAUUGGACUUCAUAUCGAACUUCGAUUACAAGUUUAUUUGUGCAGCCAAAAAUAAAUCGAAGUACAUCUUGGAGAUCAAUGGAAAUCUAGUUGAAGUCCCAGUGACUGUCACACAAUUGGAACAUUAUAAAAUCAGUGUUAUAAUUUCGAGGUAAGAUUAUACACGAUUCUUUGAAGAUGUAGACUUGGCUUAUGAAUAUGUUUAAUUUAUUAGAGAUGACAGUCAAGAAAUGAGUGAGCAAAUCCUCAUGGACAAAGAGGAGAGAGACAAAUGGGAUGCUAUGAUCUACAGGAUGCAUCAGAAUGGUUGCAGACCAGUGAUAUUCUUCAAAUCCUUCUUGGAUGCAAAUCAACACACCUUGUUUCUCAAAAACCCGAUUCAAGAGUUGAAAACCCAACCCAGAGCCUACGAAUUGUGUUUGGUUAUUGGCAUAAGGGAGAAACUCAGAAAAUCCAUCACUACAGUAAUCAAGAACUUUUUAGCAGCAGACAUGAUUAUUUGGAUAGCCAGUGGUGACACCUUGGACAAAGUAUUACCCAUCGCCUAUAAGACUGAAAUCCUUAAGGAUCUCAUUCCUAUUAUACACUUUGAUCAACAGGAAGUCAAUCUACAAAUCAAAUAAUAAAUCUAAUGGUUAUAUAAUAAUCAAAUUAAGCAUUUAAAAGAGGACUCCAUCAGUGUGGAAAAAAGACAAUCAGAACGAAUGGUGUUGAGUCCCAAUCAAAAGAGAAGGUCCAUUCAUUCCAAUGCCAGAAGACAGAGCACUAAAGGGUUGUUGCCUGGAUUGCCAACUACCCAAUAGAAGAUUAAGCCAUUUUCAAUCCUUAUUCAUGGGGAAACCUUGGAGAAGAUAUCGUAGGACAAUUCUUUAUUUAACCAUCUUGCUUUCAUCAUUGCCUUCUCCACUUCUGUAGUAGGAUACAGAAUGACUAAAUCCUAGAAGGCUAUUCUGGGGAGAAUCUUACAGGAGAAGUAAGUGUGGAGAAGAAAGAUUCUAGUGAUCGGAGAUGAAAUCAAUGAUAGUCAGUUGAUGGCCUAUUCGGAUUUCGCAAUUCAGUUACAAAGUGAAAGACAACUACAAAAGGCAACCAUAGAGAAGAUGGAACAAUUACAGAGAGGCAAAAAGGAUCAAAAGAGCUCCAGAAUGUAAUUGACUAGUGGCAAGAACCUCAGCACCAUCAUAAGUAUUGAUUACAUUUAAAUUAGAACAUUCGUACAAGAUAAUCCCUUUUAUUGGAAUGGCAGACAUCGUAGUGAAAGACUGUAAAAAUCUCAUCAGUUUGGUUUUAAAUGAAAGUAGGUAAUCUGCUGAAUUACUAGAGAAUAUUAUCACAUUCUCCUUUUAUAGAAGUUACCUCCUAUGUUUCACUCUAUUUUUCUAGAUCUUAUUCACUGGAAUAACAUUCUACCCUCCUCUAGAUUUCUUUUAGAGUUUACUUUAUAUAAUUCCUUGCUUUUCAAUGUUCCUUUAGCGUAUAACUUAGAAAUAGGAGAAAGUGAGCAGCAUGAAGAAUUAGUUGGUCUUUUUCUAUAAUCAGAACCAGUUGGAUUUCAGACAAAUGAGAUAUUGGUUGUUCUUCUACAAGGUGAUUUUGUAUUCGGCAUUUGAAGCCCUCAUCAUUUCGGUGACUCUCCAGAACAUGGAUUUGAAGAGCAACUAAGGAUUCAGCUUUGACGAAUAGAUGAAAUCGAUUCAAUAGUUUGUGAUCAUACUGCUAUUGGAUUUGACUAAACUGCUUACUAAUGCCAACAUCUAUUAAUUUAUCAUUUUGCCUAUUGCCUACUUCGGAUUAUGCACUGUCGGUUAUUUAGACUACUUCGACUAUUAAUAUGGGGAAUUAUUCUAGUUCGUACUAUCUUUGCAAUCUAUUCUCUUUAUCAUAGCAAUCUAGUUGAUGUUCUUUUGUUUCUAGAAGAUCCUGACUCAGUUCCACUCCAUUUACAUGCACAAUCACAUAUAUUCACCCGAGGAUCAAAUAGAAAUUAACAAUAAAAUCAAGCCAAUCCAGAUUUACAACUAAAAGAGGAAGAACGAAAACAUAGUGAUAAACAUCUAGAAGUACGUGUUGAAGUUAUUCAAAAACGAAGAAGAAAUCGACCCUAUAAUAAAGCAAGUGCUCUCUGGGAUCGUCUUGAGUGUGAAGACUACCAAGAUUAACAAAAUCACACAGACCUUCAAGAACAUGCAAUUGGAAAUUAAGUAUCAACUGAACGAAUUGCCCUCCAUCAUUGAAUAUUAUCGACUCUACUAUCCACUGAGUUGGAUGUUGGUGGAAGGAGCCAUCUUGGUCUAAAUUUGGUUGAUAAACACUGACGUAGAUUAUACAUGGUUCCUGUACUUCACCUUCGGAUACAAUGCAGCUCAGGUAUUGAUGGCCUUGUUCAUCUACACUGUUGCCUUUAAGAAGUAUCAUUUCAGAAUCAGCAAAAUAUUGAUUACUUGCAGAUUGAUCUAUAAGAUCAUCUAUGAUGCCUACUUCUAUCAGGAUAACAACAAUGAACUGACAGACAUGUUGAUUAUGCAGUUGUUCAUGUUGCAACCCCUUAUUGAUGACAGGCCCUUGACAAUCAUCUUUUAUUGUUUUGUAGUGAAUAUCAGUUUCAUCAUCAGAUUCAGUGCCAACAACACCACAACUGAUGAGAAUUUCAAUAAUUACAUCAUGUUGAAUUACUAUCUCAUUGCCUUGAUGCAGACAGCCUUGUCCAGUGGAAUGCAUCUUAGAAUCCAGAGGAACUCCAGGGAGGAAUUCAUUCAGAUGUUGACUCUGGAUCAACAAACCAAUUCCAUUAGUGACACCCUGAGCAUUUUGAUGCCCAGAUUCAUUAGAAACAUGAUCAAUCAAAAGGGAGAAUUCGACAUUUAAGAGAAUCAAGGAGAAGUGGCAAUUCUAUUUUGUGACAUCUGCCAAUUUGAUAAAAUUAUUAAGACGGAGAAGGAAAAUGUGAUCCAUCUGUUGGAUAUCCUCUUUAGACAAUAUGAUUCCCUAUGCAGUUAAUAUGGAUUAUAGAAGAUUGAAACAGUCGGUAAAACAUACAUGGCAGCAGCAGGACUCAAAAACAUAGCCACUCAAAGCAAUGUCAACCCAGUUCUCAGGACAAUUCAAGUGGCAUUCGAAAUGAGGAGAUUUGCUCAGCAACAAAACUUUGGUACAUCUGAGGAGAUCAUCGUAAAGAUUGGUGUUCAUUACGGGAAUGUUAUUGCUGGAGUCAUUGGAUAUCACAAACCUUAAUUCUCAUUGAUUGGAGAUACUGUUAAUACAACUUCUAGGGUUUGUUCAACUGGUCAAGAUGGUUAGAUUAAAAUAUCGGAGGAGGCCUAUGGAUUAGUGAGUGGAUCACAGGAUUUCCUUUUUACACAGGAUAUUGUCGAUGCUAAGGGGAAGGGAUCAAUUGUCACUUACAUCCUAUCUGAAUAAUAGAUGACAAAGAAUUUGAGAAAUAAGAAUAAGUCUUCAAAACAGAAUACUAACAAUUACCCUUCGAAUUCUGUAACUGCCAUUGACAACCCUGCCAAAUUUAACAGAGACAAAAAAGUUAAGAGAAAACCAACUCUAGUUUUGCCUCAUUUGAAAAACAAUACAAAAUUGCAACACAAAUCUAGUUUGAAUGUGGAUGCUCAUCAGCAGUAGCAAUCACACGGUGAUAGUGAUCAUGCAAAUCAUGUUGGAUAGAAGUUCUCUGUUGAAGGUGCCAAUUUGAUUGAAGCAAUAGAGAUUAAAUUGGGGAAGGAGAAUUUAUUGGUUGAUGAAAACUUUGACUUUCUAAGUGGAGAGAUCGAGAAGGAGAAACUAAAAUAAUUAAAUCAAAACGAAGACGAAUUCAAGGAAUAGGAUGUUCUUAUUCUAGAUAAGAAGAAAUUAUUCCUAGAUUUCCAUCCAGAUGUAGAUCGUUAACACAUCGAAGACUUUUAUAAAGAGUUGACUAAGAAGAAUGCAUUGUUGGUGAUAUUAUUGAAAGCUGGAGUGGCAACAUUACUAUUAGUCUAAAAUACCUCUACGAUUCUAAUUUCUUAGAUCUUUGAAAACUAGUACACGUGGUUUAUUAAUCUGAGUUUCGGGUAUCUUAUUGUUACAAUCAAGUUGGGGUUUCUAAUUCUUUUGUUAAGGAAGCAAUACAGAGACAGAGUAUUCAAAGAAACUUACUUUAUUUACAGCUACAUCAUAACCAUGGUUUGGUGGAUCAUACACAUAUUCUCAUACUAGAGUUUUAUUGUUGGAGAAAUAUGCAUUGCUGUCGGAGUAUUCUUGUCCUUCAUGACAUAACUCAAUCCAAUCAUCAAAAUGAAGUACAAGGUCAUUGAAAGCAUUUCAAUGAUCUCAGUCAAUUUGAUUGUUGUGCUAGUAAAGAAUUGGGAGAAGAGUCUAAUUUAUUAUGCUAUCAUUCUAUAAUUGAUUUUCAUUUCUAAUCAAAUUUACAAAUUCAAUAAGAAUGUUCAAAUGUAUAACAACAAAUGCAAACUCAAAGCAAAACAUUAACAACUGGAUUAAUUGGUAAAGCAUCAACUGCCAAGACACAUGUUAGAACAAUUUCUGAAGUUCCAAUAACAAAGGGCUGUUUUGAAGGACAGUUAUGAUAAUGUUACAUUACUUUUUGCAGAUAUCGCAGGGUUCACUGAGUAUUCAAGUAGAGUACCGCCAGAAUAGGUGGUAUUUAUGUUGAGAAAUCUAUUCACUGAAUUUGAUAAGUGUUGUUAGGAGAAAUCAGUCUACAAAUUGUAUACUAUCGGGGAUUGCUAUGUUGUGAUGGGAAUGUUAGAUGCGAAAGACAGGAAUAUUGCAUAGGAAGCAAAAAACACUGUAGAAUUAGGGUUUGAGAUGAUCAACAUUAUCAAGCGAGUCAGAGAUCAUAUCAACUUCUAAGGGUUGGAUAUGAGGAUAGGAAUUCACACAGGAUCCAUUAUCGGAGGAGUUUUGGGCACUGAGAUUGUCAGGUAUGACAUAUAUGGGCCCGAUGUCCUUGUGGCAAAUAAGAUGGAAUCAAAGGGAGAGAAAGGGAAGUUGUAGGUUUCAUCCAGUACGAAGGAGAUCUUGGAGUAACAUUAUUCUGAAGAAUUUAAAUUUACUUUCCACACCACAGUGGACAUACCCUCAAUCGAUAGAUCUACAGAUGGCUUCUUUGUCAAUUUCAAGUCUUAUGAUGAACCCUCGAUGGAUGUACAGGAUGAAGUUUCCGAUUGUUGACUCUGAUUAGUAGUUU
Messenger RNA from Paramecium octaurelia, 7819 nucleotides. The record is from the annotation of a GenBank genome assembly. Lineage: Eukaryota; Ciliophora; Oligohymenophorea; Peniculida; Parameciidae.